AUGGGUUCUCUCCUUGAAUCGUCCACGACAGAAGUUCUGUACACAGCAGCCGGGCUCAACGAGAAAGUUUUUGUCCAGGACGACAACGUACUCCCAACUACGAUCAGACUUCAGCCGCCGCCAUUCGAUGAUAAACUCGGCUUGGCCCGCAUCGAUGUCAACCCUCCUGGCUCUGUGGAUAUAGUCGCCGAACUAUUGCAGAAGAACCAUGAGAAAUGGCACAUGUACUUUCGCGACGUGGCUGGGCACAACCACAUCCCCCACGCAAUCCUUAGCACAUUCGCCAUGGGAGGUGGUCCACAAGAGCUUCACAGGGCUUAUGAUGACGGCGAAUCCAUCCAACGGCCCAUGCCGCCCGUCUCUCCGCAGGCUGUCCGGGAAAUGAGUGAUCCAGUCAAGUUCCGCGAACGCAUGCACAUCCUCGACCAGUACCCCAAUUUUCUAGCAUUCUUCGAACAAGAGAUUGCCGCGAAAGGAGGCGACUGGCAGGCAGUCAUCCUGGAGCACUGUUUCAAGCGGACUCCAUUGAGCGACUUGAUGAUGGCCCAGCUUUUCGAGGGUCUCUACCAUCCCUUCAUUCACCUGGGCUUUGGCGUCGAGUUCGGCUUGUCUGGUCUGGUGGCCGAAGGACUGGCCCAGACCGCCAGCCACGACCCGAUGUACAUUGACGCUUUCUUCCAGAAGGCCGAGAAGCUUGCCGAGACGGGUUCUGUGCCACGUCAGCGUCUUAUGGAUUUAUACCGCCAAACGCGCGCCAGCGACACCAUUCGUACCGCCCCUCGCAUGCCCGAUGGACCGUGGAAAGUGCGUGACGGUGUCCUCGGCCGGGCCAUGGACGAGAUCGUUACAGUGGCGGCACAGUUCCAGGUUGAGCCUACCGAGGAAGAUGUGGAGCGCGCCACGGCCGAGAUGAUCAGCUGUGCCGCAUGGUCGUGCGCCGCAAGCCACAAGCCAGGCAAAGAGCGCAAGAUCGACUUUUUUCUGAUGCAUGCUGUGACCAGCUCGAUCUUCAUCACAGUCCUAGCCCGCCAACCCUGGAUUCCCAUCGCGGAUAAGGCUCGCUUGGUUGAAUGGAAGGCCCGCCUGGAUUUGGUGUGGUAUGCAGCCAGCGCAGCCCCUGAGCUAAAUGAUGAGUUCAUCGUCGAUUAUGAGCCCACACUGAGCAGAGGCAUGGACUGGCGCCAGCUGUACCAUGCUUUGAACCGACAUCACGAUGAUGGGCAUGUGGCCAAAUUUGUCCGUGCCAUCAAGAACGGCCAAGAGGUUGCCGCACCUUUCGAGCAGUCUCACGCCAGCAGCCUUCCUAUCAAAGGCGACCUAUGGCUGAAGGUUGCACAGCUUUGUUACGAUUCCACCGUCAUGUAUGUCGAGGGCGAGAAGAAAUGGGUUUGGGGUGCUGGGUUCGAGCCUAUGUGGGCGAGGGUCCGAGAUGAGGUGAAGGGUUAA
This is a messenger RNA of Cladophialophora yegresii CBS 114405, 1446 nucleotides long. RefSeq lists its product as uncharacterized. The coding region runs from base 1 to 1446 and encodes 481 amino acids. Lineage: Eukaryota; Fungi; Ascomycota; Eurotiomycetes; Chaetothyriales; Herpotrichiellaceae. The transcript has a single exon. Gene Ontology annotation, molecular function: oxidoreductase activity. The record is from RefSeq and is a predicted model, not a curated record.